Messenger RNA from Scheffersomyces amazonensis, 1978 nucleotides. RefSeq names its product DNA replication initiation factor (gene CDC45). The coding region runs from base 287 to 1909 and encodes 540 amino acids. Gene Ontology annotation, biological process: DNA replication initiation; mitotic DNA replication preinitiation complex assembly; double-strand break repair via break-induced replication. Gene Ontology annotation, cellular component: DNA replication preinitiation complex. NCBI's taxonomy places the organism in Eukaryota, Fungi, Ascomycota, Pichiomycetes, Serinales, Debaryomycetaceae. Gene Ontology annotation, molecular function: single-stranded DNA binding; chromatin binding; DNA replication origin binding. The record is from RefSeq and is a predicted model, not a curated record. The transcript has a single exon.
UAAUAAUAAUAAUAAUAAUAAUAACAAUAAUAAUAAUAACAAUAAUAAUAAUAUCAACGAAACUGAUGAUGAACUUGAUGUAAAUGAAGAUUUGAAAAGAGAUGCAUCGAAACAUGCUAAAAUUAAACUGAAGAGAAAGAUAUAUAUAAUAGAUGGACAUCGUCCUUGGAGCUUGGAUAAUUUAUUUGGAUCUUCAGUUGUAGUAUGUUUUGACGAUGGAUUUGUAGAUGCUAAUUUACAAGAAGAAAAAUCAUCCUAUAUCACAUUGGUAGAGAAAUUUGCUGAUAUGGAAGAUGAAGAAGAUGAUGAAUCUUCAUCAGAAGAAGAAGAAGAUGAUGAUGAAGAAAAUGAAGAUGACAAUGAACUAGAUGCUGAAACAGAAGAUGACGAUGACGAUGAUGAAGAGGAUAUAAUAUUCAAUUCACAGGAUUCAGAAAAUACUACUAAUCGUAAACGUAAAAGAUAUGAGAAUCGAAUUAAAAAGCGAAGAAAACAAGCAAAGCAUGAAAAAUCAAAACAUGAAAAUACAGUACAAAAUUAUUAUAAUCAAGGUACAACAAUAAUUACUGCCAAUUCCACUACUAUAUAUGCAUUAUUGGCAGCAAUUGGAGAAACCAGUAUUGAAUAUUUAUGGCUAGCUAUCAUCGGUACUAGUUCUUUAGAUAAUGAUUAUCCGGAUAUUUAUGAUAAACUUCAACCUUUAUUGAAAGAUGAAGUGCUAAGAUUGAAACCCUCUAGUAAUUCAGUAAGUAAUAAUAAUGGUGAAAAGACAGCUGAUUCUACUUCACUCACUAUUGAGUUAGAUUAUCACUUAUUUUUGUUACGUCACUGGACGCUAUAUGAUUCCUUUUUCUAUUCAUCACAAGUUAAUGCUAAGCUAAAUCUCUGGACUGAAGAAGGAAAGAAGAAGUUGCAUAAGAUGUUUGCAACUAUGGGAGUUUCCUUGGCUAUGGCUCAACAAAAGUGGCUCUAUAUGGAUGUCAGAGUUAAAAAGCAAUUACCAUUUAUCUUCAGUAGAUACUUACCAAAGUAUGGGUUAGAAAGUAUAGUGAGAGAAGGAUUCAUCAGAACAUUUGGUUAUUCUGGUCAAUUGUCUGCAAUGGAAUGUGUGGAAUCAUUGACUGCGUUAUUUGAAGUAGACAAGAGGUUAUUGGGAGAUGAUAAUGAUGACUCAGAAAAUGAUAGAAAUGGUGAUGUAUCUGAUGAUGAAGAUGAAAGAGCUAGAAUUCAAGAAAAGAUUGAACGUAGAGAGAAAUCAUGGGUAAAGAAUUUCUGGUUGUCUUGGGAUGCUUUAAAUACUCAAACCACUACCAUGAACACUAAUAAAACCAUCAGUUCAAAUUUCAAGCGUUCAAAAGGGUUUGAUUUGUUACUACAAGGUUUAGAUCAUGCCAAAGUAAUUCAACAAAUUAUUUUUAGAACGGGUACUUCAGUACUUGAUAGAAAAUUGGUGACUAACUUAAGAUUAUACCGAUUAUGUGUUCUUGAUGAUGGAUCAAUUCCUGAUUUAGAUAUUUUUAACAAUCCCUUGAUGUUGAAUAAGCUUGGAUCAUGGUUAAUGGAAAAUAUUACUGAAUUAUAUAUUAUGGAUAAUAGUAAAUCAUCAUUAAAACCAUUAGUAAUUGCUAGUUUAGAUGUUGCUAGUGAUACAUAUUUGGUAAUUGGUCUAGCACCAAAAUAUCCUCGUGGUAUGGACCAAUCAACUCGUUCAAGAUUAGCAUCUACUAACAAUACCAAUGAUACUACAGUUACUACUAGAUUAAAUACAUUUAGUGUAGCUUUCCAACAAUUAGCAAAUACAUCAGGAGCAAAGAUAAGAAUUGAUAGUUUUGAUAGUUCAGUCAUAGAAAUAAGAAAAAAUGAUUUACCCCCAUUUUUAGAAAAACUCACCUUAAGUGGAUUAAUUUAGCAUUGUCAUUAGUAUAGUAUAGUAUAGUAUAGUAUCAUAGAUUUAAUAAACAAAGCAUUUUGAAAUUCG